GCGGGGGUCGGCGGCGCUGCGACCGGGGUCGCGGGCGGCAUCGGCGAUCGCCGGAGCGCGCCAGACGUGACAGGGCAGGCUCAGUCAUGUCGGGGUCCCGGUACUCGAAAUCGUCCUUCUCCUACACGUCAUCAAGAUCGACGGCGCGCUCAUCAGGCUUUGUCUCAGAGCUGAGCUCCGCUGUGAGCAAGGCCGGCUCCAAGGUGACGUCAGAGAAUGUGCACCAGUCCGGGGAGGUGAUGGUGCACGAGGAGGCGUCGGAGAUCAGCACCUCGUCCACGACGGAGGCGCAGCCGCCGGGCGAGGUGCAGCUGGUGCACAAGAUCGGCCAUACGCUGCGCCAGAUGCGGGCCCUGCAGAAGGAGCAGCAAUCGGUCCAGCAGGUGCUGUUCACUGCUGGGUCAUGCGGGGCGUCGGGGUAG
Molecule: messenger RNA, 422 nt
Organism: Pollicipes pollicipes
Lineage: Eukaryota; Metazoa; Arthropoda; Thecostraca; Pollicipedomorpha; Pollicipedidae
Exons: 4
Coding region: 87-422 (111 amino acids)
Source: RefSeq, a predicted model, not a curated record